Meleagris gallopavo (turkey) is the source of this 3354-nucleotide messenger RNA. The record is from RefSeq and is a predicted model, not a curated record. NCBI's taxonomy places the organism in Eukaryota, Metazoa, Chordata, Aves, Galliformes, Phasianidae.
CUGCAGCGAGCACUAAUGGCAGCCAUCUCUUUUGUUUCCUUUCCCUGUUCUCUGCUGCGUCUGCCGCUGUGCCGCUGUACCUCUGCUCCUGUCUUUCCCUGUCUGAAUGUCUCUCCUCCUCUGCCUUCUGCUCCCGUGUCCCUGCAGACCACCGCCCGGCGGCCCAAGCCCACCCGGACCCCCACCUCCGCCCCCUCCGGCGGCACCACGGGGCCCUCGGGGUCGGCCUCGGCCUCGGGUGGGGAGAUGAGCAGCAGUGAGCCCAGCACGCCCGCCCAGACACCGCUGGUGGCCCCCGUCAUCCCAUCCCCCUCACUGACCUCACCGGUGGCACCCACGGUCCCCUCACCCACCAAGAGCUGCCCAGCAGCGGGGCACAGUGUGCAGGAGGACCAGGAGGAAGAAAAUCUGCGUUCCCAAGUCAGGGACCUGGAGGAAAAGUUGGAGACUCUGAAGAUCAAGCGCAAUGAAGACAAAGCCAAGCUUAAAGAGCUGGAGAAGUACAAGAUCCAGCUGGAGCAGGUGCAGGAGUGGAAGAGCAAGAUGCAGGAGCAGCAGGCAGACCUGCAGAAACGGCUAAAGGAGGCCAAGAAGGAAGCCAAAGAUGCUCUGGAGGCCAAGGAGCGCUACAUGGAGGAGAUGGCCGACACCGCCGACGCCAUUGAGAUGGCGACCCUGGACAAGGAGAUGGCAGAGGAGCGGGCAGAGUCCCUGCAGCAGGAGGUGGACUCCCUGAAGGAGAAGGUGGAAUAUCUCACCAUGGACCUGGAGAUCCUGAAGCACGAGAUCGAAGAGAAAGGCUCGGAUGGGGCAGCAUCCAGUUACCAGGUCAAGCAGCUGGAGGAGCAAAACGCGAGGCUGAAGGAAGCUCUUGUGAGGAUGAGGGACCUCUCUGCGUCGGAGAAGCAGGAACACGUGAAACUCCAGAAGCAAAUGGAGAAAAACACGGAGCUGGAAUCGCUGCGGCAGCAGAGGGAGAAACUGCAGGAGGAGGUGAAGCAGGCGGAGAAAACGGUCGAUGAGCUGAAGGAGCAGGUGGACGCUGCUUUGGGCGCUGAAGAGAUGGUGGAGACUCUGACAGAGAGAAACCUGGACCUGGAGGAGAAAGUCCGGGAGCUGCGUGAGACCGUUGGGGACCUGGAAGCCAUGAACGAGAUGAACGAUGAGCUGCAGGAAAACGCCCGUGAGACGGAGCUGGAGCUGCGGGAGCAGCUGGACAUGGCGACGGCGCGGGUGCGCGAGGCGGAGAAACGCGUGGAGGCCGCCCAGGAGACCGUGGCUGAUUACCAGCAGACCAUCAAGAAGUACCGGGAGCUGACGGCGCACCUGCAGGUACUGCUGCCAGCCCUGAGCACCGCGGCCAUGGGGCUGAGCCUGGGGGUGUCCACAAAGGGCCCUGAGCUGGGGCUGCACGCUGCUCUGCUGCAGCGCUGCGUCCAGGUCUGGAGCCUUCAGUGCAGGAGGGACAGGAGCUGUUGGGAGGGUGCAGAGGAGUCACAGUGCUGUGAGGUGGCAGAUCUGCCUCCAGCACCGCGCUCUGCCUCAGAGGCUGCGGUGUUCUGCUCCGGGGCUCCUUCCACAGAGCUCCCAUUUCGUGCCCUGCUGUCCUGCAGUCGUGUUGACUUCUGCCCGGCUCUUGUGCUCCCCGGGGUGCUUGGAGGUCGGCCCGCAGCAGCGCGGCCCCGCACUGCUGCUAUCCCAGGUGAGCUGACCGUGCCUGCGUUCCCCCCCAGAGCCCUGAACAAAUGCAGCGUGGAGGUGUACAAGAAGGUGGGGAUGCUGUACCCCGAGAUGAGUGUGCACGAGCGCUCCCUGGACUUCCUGAUCGAGCUGCUGCACAAGGACCAGCUGGAUGAGACGGUCAACGUGGAGCCUCUGACCAAAGCCAUCAAGUACUACCAGCACCUGUACAGCAUCCACCUGGCCGAGCAGGCUGAGGACUGCACCAUGCAGCUGGCCGACCACAUCAAGUUCACCCAGAGUGCCUUGGACUGCAUGGGGGUGGAGGUGUGCAGGCUGCGCGCCUUCCUGCAGGCCGGGCAGGAGGCGUCCGACCUGGCCAUCCUGCUCAAGGACCUGGAGACCUCAUGCAGUGACAUCAGGCAGUUCUGCAAGAAGAUCCGGCGCCGCAUGCCGGGCACGGACGCACCGGGCAUCCCAGCAGCGCUGGGCUUCGGGCAGCAGGUGUCAGACACGCUGCUGGACUGCCGUAAGCACCUCACCUGGGUGGUGGCCGUGCUGCAGGAGGUGGCCGCUGCCGGCGCGCAGCUCAUCGCCCCGCUGGCUGAGAACGAGGGGCUGCAGGCAGUGAAGCUGGAGGACUUGGCCUUCAAAGCCAGCGAGCAGAUCUACGGCACUCAGGGCAUCAACCCCUACGAGUGCCUGCGCCAGUCCUGCAGCAUCCUUAUUGCCACCAUGAACAAGAUGGCCACGGCCAUGCAGGAGGGAGAAUACGAUGCCGACCGGCCGCAGAGCAAGCCCACCCCGCCUGCUGAGCUGCGGGCAGCCGCUCUUCGGGCUGAGAUCACCGAUGCCGAGGGGCUGGGGCUGAAGCUGGAGGACAGGGAGACCGUCAUCAAGGAGCUGAAGAAGUCCCUCAAGAUCAAGGGUGAGGAGCUCAGCGAAGCCAACGUGCGCCUCAGCCUCCUGGAGAAGAAGUUGGACAGCGCGUCCAAGGAUGCCGACGACCGCGUGGAAAAGAUACAGACAAAGCUGGAUGAGACCCAAACACUGCUCAAGAAGAAGGAGAAGGAGUUUGAGGAGACCAUGGAUGCCCUCCAGGCAGACAUCGACCAGCUGGAAUCGGAGAAGGUGGAGCUGAAGCAGCGCCUGAACAACCAGUCCAAGCGGACCAUCGAGGGGCUGCGCGGGGCCCCGGCCUCCGGGGUCGCCUCCAUCGUGUCGGGCAUUGCAGGAGAGGAACAGCAGAGAGGCGUGGGAGCCGGGCAGGCAGCCGGGGGCAGCACGGGGCCGGUGCAGGUGAAGGAUUCCCCCCUCCUGCUGCAGCAAAUCGAAGCACUGCAGCUCUCCAUCAGGCACCUCAAGAACGAGAACAACCGCCUCAAGGGCGCACAGAUGAAGCUGGAGCUGGCCGGCCUGAAGCCCCUGCAGGUGGCCAAGGUGUCCCUCCCGCAGAGCAAGCAGGGGGAGGGCCCGGCCACGCUCACGCUGUACCGCAAGAGCACGCAGCUGCUGGAGACACUGUACCAGAUGAGCACCAACGCCAAGGUGGUGGACACCAAGCAGACCAAGUCAGGUGAGCCCGGCGGGGACGCGGUGAGGCCGAGCCCGAGGGCCGUGAACGCCGUCGGUGCCAUCCUCGUGCCGGGGGCAGCGCCGGCACCGUGCGGAGCC